UGGUUAUGUCAAAGGUUUGGCGGUUUCAUGGUUCUUUCCUCCUCACAACAACCCCUCCUUUCCCUCGACGGUUAACAACCUUCCUUAAAUCCAUCAUCCAUCCCCAUCCUCCCUCGCCACCCUAACCCAACACAAUCCCACCCCCACCUCAGAGACCCACCACUCUCCCCCACACUUCACCUUUGAUUCCUCUCCCCUCCCCACCACCCCGUAGAAAUGAAAGUCACCGGCGUCGACGGCGCCGACCGAGUGAAGGGCUCAUGGAGCCCGCUGGAGGACGAGACGCUGAGGCAGCUCGUCGAGCAGCACGGCCCCCGCAACUGGUCCCUGAUCAGCACCGGCAUCCCCGGCCGCUCGGGGAAGUCCUGCCGCCUUCGCUGGUGCAACCAGCUCAGCCCCGCGGUGCAGCACCGGCCCUUCACCCCGCUUGAGGACGCCACCAUCCUCGAGGCGCACAAGGUCCACGGCAACAAGUGGGCCACCAUCGCCCGCCUCCUGCCCGGCCGGACCGACAACGCAAUAAAGAACCACUGGAACUCGACGCUGCGCAGGAGACGCUCGGGCGAGCGGUCGUCCAUGUCUUCCGAGUCCAACUCCGGGAAGCACCACCUGAGCCACGACACCGCAGCUGAGUCCGAGACUGACUUGGAGAUCAAGAGGCAAUGCUUGCGGGUUCUGCCGGACGAGACUAGUCGUGACGGAGAUGUGAGGCCAAAGGGGCCGAGGACUUCGCUCACGCUCUCUCCACCGGGAGAGAGCCUCAUAGCUGCACUGGAAGGUGAGAAGGCAGCACCGAAUCACGACGACGGAGAUCAAAAACCAGCAUUGAAGCGGAAUGGGGACGUGAAGGGCACAGCGGCGGCAGCAAUGGAUGAUAGUUGCUUGGUGAUGAUCAUGAAGCGCAUGAUCGCAGAGGAGGUUAGGAAGUAUAUUGAUACAAUGUGCACACAACAAGGUCUUUCACAGGGAGCCCACCAGCCGGAAUCUUCAUCGACCGCAAAAGACCCGUGAAGUCGUCAUUUUGGUUUUUCUUAGCCACCGGCUCUAGCGUUUUGGGUCGUUUCCUUUAGGUUCGCUUUGGUUAGGAAUAACAUAGACAAAAUAACAUGUUUCGAGAGUUCACCAGGGUUUCUGAUGUGUCUCUCCAUUUGCAAAGAACAGAUGAGGCAGGCUCAUGGUGAACUUAUGAACUUCAUCCAGUGAAGGUUGGAGGCAGCAAUUCUGCACAUACAUGCUACAUUUUCCACACUGAAUCUUCUUCGAUCCUCACAGA
This is a messenger RNA of Rhodamnia argentea, 1273 nucleotides long. RefSeq names its product transcription factor MYB44-like. The transcript has a single exon. Lineage: Eukaryota; Viridiplantae; Streptophyta; Magnoliopsida; Myrtales; Myrtaceae. Gene Ontology annotation, molecular function: RNA polymerase II cis-regulatory region sequence-specific DNA binding; DNA-binding transcription factor activity, RNA polymerase II-specific. Bases 217 to 1011 code for a protein of 264 amino acids. Gene Ontology annotation, cellular component: nucleus. Gene Ontology annotation, biological process: regulation of DNA-templated transcription. The record is from RefSeq and is a predicted model, not a curated record.